Messenger RNA from Durio zibethinus, 900 nucleotides. RefSeq lists its product as uncharacterized. The record is from RefSeq and is a predicted model, not a curated record. NCBI's taxonomy places the organism in Eukaryota, Viridiplantae, Streptophyta, Magnoliopsida, Malvales, Malvaceae. Gene Ontology annotation, biological process: intracellular protein transport; endoplasmic reticulum to Golgi vesicle-mediated transport. Gene Ontology annotation, cellular component: endoplasmic reticulum; endoplasmic reticulum membrane.
GCUUAAUCCAUUUGGCUAAAACAAAAAAUCAUUUGGAUAGUGGUCGAUCUAGCAUUUAGAAAUCCAACGGCCAGGAAAUAUGGUCAAGCUGUCUCCACUCCCAAUCUGAAAGAGAAAAAGAUCCAAAAGAUCCAGAAUAUCAAGCGGUUGCCUUCGACGUUAAGCGAGAGAACAAAGCACACGCGGAAAACAGAAUUCGGUAUUCGCAAUUGGCAGCUUAGAAAACGAGAAGGAAAAUAAAUCAGACCCAAGUUAGCAACCAAAAAAAAAGGGGGAAAAACUCAGACAGACCGACAAUGGCGUUGCAGUGGAUGAUUCUAACAUACGCGGUGGCAGCAGAGGCUGUGGUGGCUCUUCUCUUAACCCUUCCCUCUCCCAAGGUCUUGAAGAACCGUUUGGUCUCACUCAUCUCUCUCAUUCUGCAGCCUGCCCUCUUUAUAGUUCCCUUUGCCGGAUUCCAACUCUUAGAUAUCUACUGGAAGAACGAACACCGCUUGAUGUGUACCUCUGAGAUCUGCACCGCUGCCGAGAGAGAUCGUUACGAGAAAUCUAUCUUCAAAGCUCAAAGGAAUGUAAUUUUGUGUGCAACUGCAUGCCUCCUUUAUUGGUGUAUCUUCCGCAUUUGCAAGUAUCAUAAGGAAAUUCAGAAUUUGGAGGAAAUAGAGAAGAGAUACAAGGAUCAGUAGUUUCUUGUCAUUUGUGUUGACCAGAUAAUGAGAUUGGCUUAUAAAAAAUUCAGAGUGCUUUUAAAACAAACACAAACACCCAAUACUUCUGGAGAGUGUUAUGUAUUUGUGGUAUUUGUAUUUCUGUGUUUCAUGCCCUAUGGCAUGUUUACAUUAUAGCUGAAGCUCAUGCAUUUUUCUCGUUGAAUGGAAAUUGUAACGCUUUUGGUUGUUA